Molecule: messenger RNA, 1668 nt
Organism: Lucilia cuprina (Australian sheep blowfly)
Lineage: Eukaryota; Metazoa; Arthropoda; Insecta; Diptera; Calliphoridae
Exons: 2
Coding region: 142-1173 (343 amino acids)
Molecular function (GO): nucleic acid binding; zinc ion binding
Source: RefSeq, a predicted model, not a curated record
UUUGACGCCGAAACAUUGUUCCUUCGGACCGGAUAAAAAUUACUAAGAUUUAUAUUGCCAAAUUAAAGGAAGUCUCCUUGACAAGGAAUAUAUCAGCCCUUUAACAGCAUUGUGGAAAAAAAACUUUGGAAAACAAGAAUAAUGGACUCUGUUAGACAACUCAACGAUUUGUUGGAAGAUGAACUUCUUAAUGAAGAUCCAAAGGAUGUUGCCAACUCAUCGUUUCUAAAUGUUGAUGCACUAAAGGAAGCAGUGCAAAAUUUGAGCGCUCCUAAACCUUCGGAGUCCAAUAUUUCAACGGUAACUGUACCGCCAGUCGUGGAUGAAGUAGCAACCAUAGAGAUUGCUGAAGUGCCAUCCAUAGUUCCACCGCCCACUAUAACAACAAAUAAAGAAGUGGAAGCUUCGGGCUCGAAUCCUGUCAUUCAUCAAACACGCCGGAAAUGUCCGAUAUGCAGGAAUAAGAAUCACACCUUGAGAUUCUGUCGGAAGUUUGAGAAAUUGAAUUUGGAAAAUAGAUUCCGUAAAGUGGCGUUAUAUAAAAUUUGUUAUCGAUGUUUGUCUAGUGGCCACAUUAGUAAAAACUGCAAAAGUGGGGGUACCUGCAAGUAUUGCAAAGAAACCCACCAUUUCCUUCUGCAUCCCAAGGCCAAGGCUACGAAGCCUAGAGAACAUCAGGCCACUUCGUUUGUUAAUGUACAAAUGCGACAAGCCGUAGCUCUUUCCCCAACCCUGCAGAUACACCUCUGUUUGCCACACAGGAAAAUUUUGGUGAGAUCAGUUUUGGACCUGUGUUGCCAAAAUAGCUACAUUUGUGCGGAAUUGGUCUCUAAACUGAAGAUUCCUGUUGUGAAGAUUGGAAAUGACGAAUAUGGCAGGUUGGAGAUCGAGUCGCGGUUCGAAAGUACUCAACGCCUUGUUAUAAUGGCUAGAGUCCACAAAAUGGAUCACAUAAAAACUCCGCCGAUCUCCGUGUCGGAAUUAAUUUUGGAACCUUUUAAAGGGCUCCAAUUAGCCGAUCCAGCAUUUCAUCUUUCCGGUAAGGUAACGUUGGUUCUGGGGCCAGAAGUAGCUCCGAUGAUGAUGAAAGGCAGGAUUUUGCAAAGCCCUGGGCUUCCACUUGCCCAAUAUACCAUUUUCGGAUGGAUUAUAUCGGGAUUGUCGCCGUAUUAAUCGUUGAGUCUUUAUGAUUCAACCCGAGUCCUUUAUGACUCAACCCGAGUCCUUUAUGACUCAACCCGAGUCCUUAAUGGCUCACCUAGGGUCCUUAAUGACCCACCUUAAAUAAAACUAGAGUCCUUAAUGACUCAAUUUAAUUUGAAAAAAAAAGAAUGUAUUUAUUGUUUUUUAUUAUUAUUAUUUUUUUUAUUUAGUACAGUCCACUUAGGCCCUUAAUGGCCUAAUAAUUUUUUAAUUACAACACCUUAAGUGUUGCAAGGGGGCCGGCAAUGUUUAAGUACGAACUAUUUAAUGAGCGGAUAUUUUUCUUUAAGUGUAUUACAUUGUAAUACACUACCUUUAGUUUACAUCUUUGAUGGAAAACUAUGAUAAAACUAACGAGUAAACCGCUAACGGAAUUUAAACAUUGUUUGCCACCAAUAGAAAAUUAGUUUAAGUUUUUUGAUCAAUCGUUUUUUGGAAGCCGACAUUUGCAUUUCUGCAAAGAGC